UGUGCAGUGCUGUGUGUCCUGGAGACUGCAACCGCUCAAGAAGAAAACAGAAACGACGAUGAAACUCUGCAUCCUUCUGAUCUGUGCAGUGCUGUGUGUCCUGGAGACUGCAACCGCUCAAGUAAAGUUUGGGCAGCUCUGCAGUGGAAACUCAGCAAACACAAAGCGAGGCUGCGAUCGAAAUAACUACGGCUGCGGAAACUAUGGAGCCUCCCGUAAUGGCGGGAAGAGCAAACACGAGGGUCUGGACAUUGUGUGUGCUGAUGGUGCGACGGUUUACGCUCCAUUCGACGUGACGUUAAAGAGGAAAGCCGUACCCUAUAAAAAAAACAACGCCAUCAACAAUGGCAUCGAGCUCUCUGGGGGAGGUCUGUGCUUUAAGCUGUUCUACGUGAAGCCUGAUAAAUACAGCGGCUCACUUAAGAAAGGUGAGAAGCUCGGCACGAUGCUGCGCAUGCAGGACGUUUAUCCAGGGAUAACAUCACACCUCCACGUGCAGAUGUGCGACAAGUCGAACCCCACCACGUACUUCUGAUCAUACACACACACACACACACACACACACACACACACACACACACACAUACACACACACACACACACACACAGCGGUGACUCGAGUUCACCUUUGUGCAUCACCUUCAAAGAUCCUGCUUUCUGUCUGAAUAUUAAAUACAAAUAAAGCUUUUGGAAAAAGA
Molecule: messenger RNA, 698 nt
Organism: Ictalurus punctatus (channel catfish)
Lineage: Eukaryota; Metazoa; Chordata; Actinopteri; Siluriformes; Ictaluridae
Gene: lect2.1
Product: leukocyte cell derived chemotaxin 2, tandem duplicate 1
Exons: 7
Coding region: 59-535 (158 amino acids)
Source: RefSeq, a predicted model, not a curated record